Messenger RNA from Trichogramma pretiosum, 1580 nucleotides. It is a transcript of the gene fd102C, whose product is annotated as forkhead box protein J3-like. Gene Ontology annotation, biological process: cell differentiation; regulation of transcription by RNA polymerase II; anatomical structure morphogenesis. Gene Ontology annotation, molecular function: RNA polymerase II cis-regulatory region sequence-specific DNA binding; DNA-binding transcription factor activity, RNA polymerase II-specific. Bases 240 to 1376 code for a protein of 378 amino acids. The record is from RefSeq and is a predicted model, not a curated record. The transcript has a single exon. Lineage: Eukaryota; Metazoa; Arthropoda; Insecta; Hymenoptera; Trichogrammatidae.
AGUGAUAACGUAUGAUAACAGUUUAAAGAUAUUUCAAGUUUUCUAUUGAAAAAAGUAAAAAGUUGAUAUUAAAACUGAUAUUUAAACUUAAUUUAUAGUUACGAUUAAAAUUAAGGUUGUUUCAUCAAUUUGUUUUGAUAUAGUGCUAUACUUUAUUAUAUGAAAAGUUUAUUAGUAUUUUAUUUUCGAAAUUAUAAUAGUGUUUUUCACAUUUAUAUUGCAUUUAAAAUAUUAUUAACAUGUGUAAUAAUGAGAGCCCACCACCAACAAAAAGCAAUUAUUCCAUUGUUAACAGUUCUACAAUGCCAAGUUUUUUAACAGGCUUUGAGAAUUAUCGCCUGCAACUUUAUCAUUAUGCAAUGGCAGAACGUAUUCGAAUUGCUCAACAGUUACAACCCCAACAUUCGCAGCAUGUUAAUAGCCAACCAGGAAAUGUUCUCGCCAACCAAUGCGUUAUAGGUAUGGGGGCGGGCUUCCCAACUCCAUUGCCGCUUUAUACGACUGAAAGCAACUAUUCCCGUGGUUUAGCUCUUUCUAUGGCUAUGCUUCGUUCACCUGACUCUCAUAUUCCUGAGGAGCCAAAGCCUCAGCAUAGUUAUAUUGGACUAAUAGCGAUGGCUAUUCUUUCAUCACCAGAAAAAAAACUGGUUCUUUCCGAUAUUUAUCAAUAUAUACUUGAAAACUAUCCGUAUUUUAGACGUCGAGGUCCAGGUUGGCGAAAUUCCAUUAGACAUAAUCUUUCAUUAAAUGACUGCUUCGUUAAGUCUGGUAGAAGCGCUAAUGGUAAAGGUCAUUAUUGGGCAAUUCAUCCUGCAAAUUUAGAAGACUUUCGUCGAGGAGAUUUUAGGCGUCGUAAGGCGCAGAGAAAAGUUCGUCGGCAUAUGGGAUUAGCAGUGGAUGAAGAGCCCGACAGUCCAAGUCCUCCCCCAAUAUUUACUCCUACUGCACAAAUAAACUCAGUACCACGACAUAUUGAAAGACAAACACCCACCAUUGAUUGGAGUUUUCAUCAAAACCCAGAUUACUCCAAAAUAAAUAAAACUUUUGAUGAUCAAAUAAUUCAUAAAAACUUUUCGCAUCCACCAAGAAAAAGACAAUUUGAUGUUGCUUCAUUAUUAGCUCCGGAUGAACAACCUUUAAUAGUUACGUGUAAAUCAUGCAUAUCAAAUUGUUCUCCAGAUAAUAAAUUUAGUAUUGAUUGCACGUAUAAUAAUAGUCAAUCUGAAGAAAAUAUAGACAUUGAAGAGACCAGAAUGUCUGUUCACGAAAAAAAAAAAUCACAUUUGAAUGACAGUAGAUACAAACGAAACCCAAACUCAUCUAAUGAAAAAAAUCAGUUUUUUUCGCUUAUUCGUGUACAUAAUGAAGCCCAUUGAAUGGAUCAACAUUUUCCAGAUAUAAAGAAGACGUAUGUGCAUAAGUUAAAUAUAUUGUUUAAUUUUUAUCUAAAAUGUAAUAAAAAUUAAGCUAAAUUCUUUGCCAUUGAACUUAAUUCACCUGACCUCAAUAAUGCUCAUAUACUAUUGAGCAUAUUUUAAUGCACAAGUCUAGUUAAAAUUUGGCUGUGGAUUAAUGGAAGA